Molecule: messenger RNA, 2181 nt
Organism: Cuculus canorus (common cuckoo)
Lineage: Eukaryota; Metazoa; Chordata; Aves; Cuculiformes; Cuculidae
Gene: ALDH1A1
Product: aldehyde dehydrogenase 1 family member A1
Exons: 13
Coding region: 100-1629 (509 amino acids)
Molecular function (GO): benzaldehyde dehydrogenase (NAD+) activity
Source: RefSeq, a predicted model, not a curated record
AUAAAGCUAAGAGCUCAGUCAGGACAAAAAUCACUGUGCUCCUCUUAUACCUCAUUUCACCUGCAUUUCAGGAACAUCCUCGAACUCUCAACCGAAAACAUGAAGAAGCAAGAUUCAGAGAGAAAUCCUGCUUCAGUUCUGCCAGCAUUGCCAGAACCUCUCAAAGAUCUGAAAAUUAAGUACACCAAGAUAUUUAUAAACAAUGAGUGGCAUGAUUCAGUCAGUGGCAAAAAAUUUGAAGUCUUUAACCCUGCAAAUGAAGAGAAAAUUUGUGAUAUUGAAGAAGGUGACAAGGCAGAUGUCGACAAGGCUGUUAAAGCAGCUAGAAAAGCUUUUGAGCUUGGGUCACCCUGGCGUACAAUGGAUGCUUCAGAGCGAGGAAGGCUCUUGAACAAACUAGCUGAUUUAGUUGAAAGAGAUCGUCUGAUUUUAGCUACAAUGGAAACUGUUGAUGGUGGGAAACUCUUUUCCACUGCAUACCUGAUGGAUUUAGGUGCCUGUAUCAAAACAUUACGCUAUUAUGCAGGCUGGGCUGAUAAAAACCAUGGGCGUACUGUUCCAAUGGAUGGAAACUUUUUUACAUUUACAAGACAUGAGCCUAUUGGAGUGUGUGGCCAAAUUAUCCCUUGGAACUUCCCAUUGGUUAUGUUCAUCUGGAAGAUCGCCCCUGCCCUUUGUUGUGGAAACACAGUGGUUGUCAAACCAGCAGAACAAACUCCACUGAGUGCCCUUUACAUGGGAUCCUUAAUUAAAGAGGCAGGAUUUCCACCUGGAGUCGUGAACAUUGUGCCAGGCUUUGGACCCACGGCGGGAGCAGCAAUUUCUCACCACAUGGAUGUAGAUAAAGUAGCUUUCACAGGCUCUACAGAGGUUGGCAAACUGAUUAAAGAAGCAGCAGGAAAGAGCAAUCUGAAGAGAGUCACAUUGGAACUUGGAGGAAAAAGUCCUAAUAUUGUAUUUGCAGAUGCAGAUUUGGACACUGCUGUGGAGUUUGCACAUAUUGGUCUGUUUUACCACCAGGGACAGUGUUGUAUAGCAGGAUCUAGGAUUUUUGUGGAGGAGCCUAUUUAUGAUGAGUUUGUUCGCCGAAGCAUUGAACGAGCAAAAAAGUAUACUCUUGGAAAUCCUCUGUUGCCUGGUGUACAGCAAGGCCCUCAAAUUGAUAAGGAACAGUUCAAAAAAAUCCUGGAGCUAAUUGAGAGUGGGAAAAAAGAAGGAGCCAAACUGGAAUGUGGAGGAGGCCCAUGGGGAGACAAAGGUUACUUCAUCCAGCCCACGGUUUUUUCUAAUGUUACAGAUGACAUGCGCAUUGCCAAAGAAGAGAUAUUUGGACCUGUUCAGCAAAUCAUGAAGUUUAAAACUAUAGAUGAAGUUAUCAAGAGGGCAAAUAACACUACCUAUGGCUUAGCAGCAGCAGUUUUUACCAAAGACAUUGACAAAGCACUGACGUUUGCAGCUGCUCUUCAGGCUGGAACAGUGUGGGUUAAUUGUUAUAGUGCAGUAUCCGCUCAGUGUCCUUUCGGAGGAUUUAAGAUGUCGGGAAAUGGCCGAGAAAUGGGAGAAUAUGGCCUUCAUGAAUACACAGAAGUUAAGACUGUCACAAUCAAAAUCCCACAGAAGAAUUCAUAAUGCUGCUUGCGGUGCAUAAUAUAGCAUCAUUUCAAAUUAAUCUGAAAGGGAUAUCUGAGUUCUGCAAAUUUUUAUAUCCCAAAUUAUUCAUUAACCUUUUUGCUUUCUGAUUGCAUAAGACAUACUUGCUUACAUUAACAAUAUGAAGAAUAAUGUAGAAGAAUCUAAUGUAACUAGCUGAGAAAAUGAAAAUUUAAUGUUUGGUACACAGCUAAUUUUGGAAACCAUUUUCAAAAGGAUCUAUCUUUUAUUCUCAGUGGAUGGUCUCUGUAAUGCUAUGAAAAUGUUUCUUUUUUCAACAGGCACAGUUUGAAUAGAUGUGCUCUUCUAAAUGUUAGAUGGAAAGCUCUCUGUACUUUCUUUUCUUUGUGGCCUUAACGAAAGCACUUAUGACUAACUAGCAGAUAAGUACCUUUCUGUGUCUUUCAAAAAUAAUAGACUUCUAGAUAUAGUUCUUAGACACUGAAUUUGUUCAUGGUAUUACACAAAUGUAAUCUAGAUAAUAUUAAACAAUAUUAAAAUCCACCUUCAAAAUGUGAUAUUGCUCAUUAC